AUGCAGAGAGCAUCCGUACAGCAUAGAUCCCAAAGCCAAGCCCGUGAAUGCUACAAGCAUUAUUCAGACGGAAGGUUUGACAAGUUGAGAGGUUUCGCAUGUAACUGUACAUGUGUUCACGUCAGGGGGGUUUACUUUCGCGCUCCUGACCUUGCAGAGCGACACACAGUAGUUCCUGGUAAGCUUACAGCUGCAAGCAGAGACAUAUGUUCUCUUUUUCACCUCAGGCAUCUGCCGGAGCACGAAAUGGCCGACAUGAACAAGCAGAUGCAGAUGAUGGAGUGCAUUGGGGUGCCUAGCCUUUCCCAGCUCAUUCCAGAAAUCUACGAGCCCUGUCCCGCCCUCUGCAUCCUUCCGCCCAAGAGUGUCAACGACCAGGGGGCAGUUGUGGCCGUUAAUUAUCCCCUCUUGCUUCCCCUUCCCUGCUCCCCCUCUGAGGCCCUCCCUUCCGAACUUCAUCCUCUUAUGCCUGUCAUGACCCUAGUCACGAUCGAUGCUUUCGAAGCCGCCCGUGCCACCUCAACCCUCGGCAGUUCUUGGCUCGCUCCUUGUGGUCGCCUUAGCUCAUGCAGACUUCGCUUCACUGUAGGUGGCGAUGUUCCCACUCUGGCGGGGAAGCUGCUUCGGGCUUCUGCCUUGUCGCAGUGCGCUGCCCCCUUUGUCCCCCCGCCAGCCUGGCUACUUGUUGCUGAAACUGCGUCCGCUCCCUGCAUCCUUUCUCGAGAGAUACCCUUCGAAGUUCUACGCUACGCCCAAUGGCGUGCCCGACGCUUGGGCUCCAUGACUCUCCUUCCCAGCUUUGCCAAGCGCAUCCCAGCGCACACCGUACCUACGACAAUGGCCUGGGUGGAAGCAGAUGUUUCCAUGAUCCUACUUGGGCUCGCCCUCCUCUUGUCCAGUCGUGGCCGGCCUGUGGCUGUUGGAUGCCGCCGCCUGCAGUUCCUGAGACGCACUGCCUCGUCCAGCACAGAAAUAUACAGAGGCUUUGCAUCCCGGCCUGAAAGCUGA
Messenger RNA from Symbiodinium natans, 1008 nucleotides. The record is from the annotation of a GenBank genome assembly. NCBI's taxonomy places the organism in Eukaryota, Dinophyceae, Suessiales, Symbiodiniaceae.